ACCAGAACCACCUUUACGACACAUGAGGUCUGGUCGAAACGCUGGACUAGUCCGCGCCACCGGAUGGAUAUGCACGUCAUGUCGAACAGGCAGUCCUCAAGCAGCGCAUCCCGCGCGAAGGGCAGCCUCAGCCAUUCGCAGCCAUUCUACAGAGUCUCCUCCCAGACGAGGGAAACUCCCAGAUCAACCUGCGCGGACACGAUUUGCUCCUUCGCCGACCGGGAACCUCCAUCUAGGUUCGAUCCGAACGGCGUUGUUCAACUACCUCCUGGCACGAGCGACAAAGGGCCAAUUCCUCCUGCGAAUCGAAGACACCGAUGCGAAGAGGACCAUACCUGGUGCGGAGGAGCGGCUGUACAAAGAUCUAACAUGGGCUGGUCUGCAGUGGGAUGAAGGGCCUGUCGUGGGCGGCCCUUACGGACCCUAUCGCCAGUCCGAACGACUCCCUUUGUAUCAACGGCAUAUCUCGAACCUGCUCAAAACCGGCCUGGCGUACCGCUGCUUCUGCUCCACGGAACGCCUCGACGACCUCAAUCGACGCCGUCAUGAGAAAGGCCUGAGUCUGGGCUAUGACCGGAAAUGCCUCCAACUACCGCCAUCCGAAGCUGAAGAAAGAGCCCACCGCGGCGACCAACAUGUCGUUCGCUUCCGCUCCCCAGACACAUGGCCACGCUACAACGACCUGGUCUACGGCAAGAGCGGACACGGUGCGGAGAAAGCGAAAAAGCUCCUGGUCGACGAGCCCGUCUACGAAGACGCCAUCCUCAUCAAGUCCGACGGGUACCCAACCUACCACUGGGCCAACGUAUGCGACGACCACCACAUGCACAUCACCCAUGUGGUCCGGGGGUCGGAAUGGAUGGCCUCGACGCCACUGCACGUCGCGUUAUACCAGUCCCUCGGCUGGACACCGCCGUUAUUCGCGCACGUCCCAUUGCUCGUCGACGAGAACAAGCAGAAACUUAGCAAGCGCAACUUUGAUUCGGACAUUGCCAGUUUCCGCAACAAGGGUAUAUUCCCGGAAACUUUGGUCAACUUCGCGGCAUUGCUAGGCUGGUCGCAUACCCAGAAGAACGACGUGCUCGAUCUCCCGCAGCUCGAGACCCUGUUUGACCUGAAAAUCACAAAGGGCAAUACCAUUGUCUCGUUCAACAAGCUGGAAUACCUGCAAAUUCGGCACGCAAGACGUCGGAUCCAAGCCAAAGGGCCCGAGUUCGAGCAGAUGGUUCGUGACCUGGCCGUCGCAGUGCUCGACAAAUAUGGCGCAAAGCGCGUCACGGACUUCUUAGGUACCCGGGAUCUCCAGGAUGUGCUAACGAUUACGCUCACCAUCGACUCGUUCAAGUACCGUUCACCGACCGAUUUCGCCGAACAGCUGUCUAUCUUCUUCGACCCCAGUGAUUUAUCCACGGCUCAUGACUCUGACCCUGGCGUUGACAUGUCCUUAAUGCACUACCUUCGUGUCGCUGCCGCGACAGUGUGUCUGGUCCCCGCGUCGUCAUGGAGCGAAGAGGUGCAUUUAUCUCAACUCAAGGCCGUGGAGAUCCCGCCAGACGAACAUGUUGAUGCGGGGGCAUGGAAAAAGGCAUUGUAUCAUUAUCUGCGAUGGGCGUUGGCGGUCGGGCACAAAGGACCCCCCGUCGCGAAGACGUUGGAGAUCCUGGGACGAGAGGCCUCGGUCCAGAGGAUCCAAGCAGCAAAUCUCAUAGCGCGCCAGAUGGAAGUGGCAAGUACAAAACCAGAAAUCGAGGCGAGUGGGUUCAAAGGCGAUGCCGCCGGGAAGAGGAGGAUUGAGAAGCAGUGGACGGGACAUAGUCUGCCAGUGUAAAAGUAAAUGCGUAUACCCCUAUUUUGCCUGCCCAUGCUCAUAUGAAGUUACGUUCCUGUCGUCUUCUGGCCGAAUGAACAAGCUCGAACAUCA
This is a messenger RNA of Exophiala xenobiotica, 1921 nucleotides long. RefSeq names its product glutamate-tRNA ligase. The record is from RefSeq and is a predicted model, not a curated record. The transcript has a single exon. The coding region runs from base 23 to 1828 and encodes 601 amino acids. Lineage: Eukaryota; Fungi; Ascomycota; Eurotiomycetes; Chaetothyriales; Herpotrichiellaceae. Gene Ontology annotation, molecular function: glutamate-tRNA ligase activity; zinc ion binding; tRNA binding. Gene Ontology annotation, biological process: glutamyl-tRNA aminoacylation.